Molecule: messenger RNA, 1509 nt
Organism: Peronospora farinosa
Lineage: Eukaryota; Oomycota; Peronosporomycetes; Peronosporales; Peronosporaceae
Source: the annotation of a GenBank genome assembly
AUGGGUAUGGCAUGUGAUGUCAAGGGCCACGCCGUGUCGACCAGUGAACAUGAAGUACCACUGGAUAAAAUUGGUGGACACGUCUUUGGUGUUCAAUCAGAUGAGAUCAAGACGGAAGUAAACGAGAACAAGAUAGAAUCCGACACUCCUGGUCUUGAUCCAGAAGAGACGGCUCUGAUCCUCACGUGUUUGAGUAAAGGUUACUCUGAUGUGACAUCCGGGAAUUUUGAUUUAGAUGUUGAAGACGUGGGUGAUUUGUCGGAUGAUGAUGUAGAUACUUUGCAACGUCGUCAAGUCUCAGGGAUGGGUAAGGUGCACCGCGUGCAACAAAUUAAUUUUGAUGGCCCGAAAGGUAGCAAACUUGAUUUCACGGAUGAGGCUGGUUUCAAUCAUCGUUUCCGAAAUGAAAGUAAUCGUGUCAAAAGUUUGGUGACCAAACAUAUUUCGAUCGAAGAGCUUCGUGCACAUUUUGACCGACCUAUUAUCGACGUAGCAAAAGAUUUUGGUAUCUGUAUCACGCUCAUGAAGAAAAUUUGCCGUCGUAAUGGUAUCAAGAGAUGGCCCCACCGUCAAAUUCGGUCGCUUUCCAAGAGCAUUGCAUCCAUGGAGGCUGCGAUGCUUAGUGCACAUGGAAAUGAGCGUGAUAAGUACCGUGACCAGAUAGCAAAUUUGAAGAUGAAGCGCGAUUCUGUCAUUGCGGACCCAAACAAGGACAACUCCAUGCGCCACAAGAUAUUGCCACCACCUUCGAUGGUCGGUGAUACUACAAGCCAGAGUAUGCGUGCUUCUCGCCACGUUCUUUCAACAUUAAAACUAUCUCCACGACCUGUUCAUAACACUCAUGCUUCGUCGCAUAACGGCGUCCCAACAACACCAACAAUGAAGAUUGAAAACUUGGUAGUAAGUAUCCCAAGCACUUUCACCAGUGGUUCGUCAAAGGGUGGACGUUGGACCAGUGAGGAGCAUGCUGCUUUUCUGGAGGGCAUUCGCUUAUACGGGAAAGACUGGCGACGCGUAGCUCAAGUCGUCAUGACACGCAGUGCAGUGCAAACGCGUACUCACGCCCAGAAAUAUUUAUUGAAAUUUGCUGGACGUUUUCCGUUCGAAGCUGACGGGGUACUAAAGGAUCAUCCACCGGCACCAAUGCAGACGCAUUGUGCAUCUGUUGACAAGACGGUCCCACCUAUGCUGAGUCCAACGACAAAUGUAGCAUCGAGUAACGGAGUUUUGACACCUGACAAUAGUAUGACCAACGAAUCUUCGGAAGAGUCUCAAGCUGUAGCAAAGCACGGAGAGGCCAUGGCAAUGAUCUUGAACGGCAGUCCGCAGGUAGAGCCAGUAUUGACGUCUCUUGGGAACAAUGUCGGAGCUGCGAUGCUUCCAGGACUACCGUCUCGAGCACCAAUGAAGACGGAGCAGUCAAUAUCAGCAACACUCCAGCACCAGUUGAAAGCACCUUCACCUCCAGCAUCAUAUCCAUACUUUUUCCAGCAAACAGAUGCUCCGUGA